AUGGCGCUCACGACCUACAGCUGCAAAGAAUGCGGAUCGGAUCUGAAUCUGAACCCGAACGAUCUGUUUCCUCCUGAUUUCUACUUCGAAGCCGGAAACAAAGGAACGGUCUCCUUCGCCGCCGUCGACGCCGAGAAAUUCAGAUUCGAGAAAGAGGACAAGAUCAUCCCCUUCUUCGAAACGUUAAAUUACUGGGGAAUCCAACGGAAACGGACCAAAAUCAAGUGCAACAGCUGCGGCCACUUAAUCGGCCACAUCUACGACGAUGGUCCGCCGCUCACCGGCGGUAUCGGCCAGUACGGAUUCGGUCCGAGCCAGGUCGUUCCUCGUGCUCCUCGUUAUCGAUUCAAAACCAAGACGCUUCUCAUCUCGUCUCAGACCUAA
This is a messenger RNA of Microthlaspi erraticum, 384 nucleotides long. NCBI's taxonomy places the organism in Eukaryota, Viridiplantae, Streptophyta, Magnoliopsida, Brassicales, Brassicaceae. The record is from the annotation of a GenBank genome assembly.